Molecule: messenger RNA, 1188 nt
Organism: Athalia rosae (coleseed sawfly)
Lineage: Eukaryota; Metazoa; Arthropoda; Insecta; Hymenoptera; Athaliidae
Product: fibrinogen silencer-binding protein-like
Exons: 7
Coding region: 77-967 (296 amino acids)
Source: RefSeq, a predicted model, not a curated record
UUUCUCAUUGUUUACGUACUACAUAAGUACGUACAUACAUACAUCUGUGAUACUGUUUUUUGAAAAUAAAGGGCCAAUGGAUAAAGAAAAAAGAGGAGCUAAUUUUACGAAAACUGAAAUCGAUCUUUUGAUUGACGUUAUUCUAAAAUAUAAGCAUAUUGUAGAAAACAAAAAAACUGACGCAACCACGUGGAAAGAUAAGAAUGCGGCCUGGGAAAAAAUUAGUGAGGAAUUUAACGCGGUUUCGGGAAAUUUUCCUCGCUCCACUAAAAGAAUUCGUGCAAAAUAUGACACCGUUAAAAAAGGAAUUCGACAAAAAUGCUCAUUCCUUAAAACCGAACAGACGAAAACUGGUGGUGGUCAGUGCCCAGUGACUUUGACUCCUAGCGAGGAGAAAAUUUUAUCAUUGACACCGAACACCAUGGUGGGUCUCCAAUCGAGAUUUGACAAAGACAAUGCAGAGCCAGGUCAAAGUAGUUUAAGACAGUGGAUGUCGCAAGAGGAUGAAGGAGAUGAGCUAGGAGCGACUGUGACGGACGAAAAUAUUAUUGAGGUGAUAGACGGCAAAAAUGAUGAUCUUCUAGAGUACUUGAGCACAAUUGGAAAUUCAAAAAUACCCCAAGCAGCGUCAGAAAAAGCAGAGCAAUCAACAAAUCCGAACAAGAAAGGUUCCAAGAGAAAAAUUAGUGUUGCGGAUUUGGAUAAAGAUGAUACACCGACUAUAGGAACUGACAGCAAGUUUAUCUUUAAAAAUAAACGUUUGAGGAAAAAUGCAUAUCAAGAUCAGAAACUGCAAGGUAACUUGCAGUUGAAAAAAGAAAUAUUGGAAUUGCAAAAAGAAAUGAUAAUUCAAGAGAUACACGCUAAGUCAGAAAUCAAUAAACUGACAAUCGAAAAUUUAAAGAUCACACAGCGACUACUACAACAGAAACUUGAAGCAAAUUUCGUUGAUGAUGAUAAUUAUUAAUGGAUAUUUGUUGCGAAUUCCGUUGCAUCAGCAGGAGAACCCAUUAUCGAGUCUCAGUUGUGUAAUCUAUAAAACAAAAUAUAAGUUUGUCUAACGUGCCAAAGAAGUUAUAAGACAUUACGUACAAAAUAGUAAUAAGACUUUAUGUUCCAAAAAUUUAUAAAAUAUAAUUUGUUUAAUAAAAGAUGAAUAUUUUAUACUUUGAACAAGUCUGCAAUGAA